AGAGAGAAGGCAAGAGUUACCAUCAGAUAAAGUCUGUCCACACUUCGUUUGCCUUAUUGUGUUCAAGGUCAAUGUUCGACCCACGGCGAUUUUAAAUCUUUGCGUUGGUGGAGAAACACUGGAGACAUGGAUGCUGGGAACUUUAAAGAGUCGCUUUCCUCGGACGAAGAGGCAACCUCACGGGCAUCCCCGAGGGACCAGAAGACAUCCGUGUCAAGCUUACCUUUCAGCGUGGAAACGUUGAUGUCGGAUAGAGGAACGCGCACCGCCAGCGACCAGUUGCAUCACCAGAAAGGGAUGCCGUGUUUGUCCAGAGGGGAACUUCCAUUCACGAUUUUUAGAGACUCAGUCGCUUCUGAAAACUUCCCAAAGCAUUUUGUUCCCUCUUCACCAGUCAAGUCUGAAACGUCUGAUCAGGAUGACACCCCUAACUGGGCCACAAUAUCCAGAUUAUCAUCACCAGCAAGACAGCUGAGUCCGUCUACAUGCUCGCUGCGGAAGCACAAGACCAACCGCAAGCCCCGCACGCCCUUCACCACCUCGCAGCUGCUGGCGCUGGAGCGCAAGUUCCGCCAGAAGCAGUACCUGUCCAUCGCCGAGCGCGCCGAGUUCUCCAGCUCGCUCAGCCUGACGGAGACCCAGGUGAAGAUCUGGUUCCAGAACCGCCGGGCCAAGGCCAAGCGGCUGCAGGAGGCCGAGCUCGAGAAGCUGAAGAUGGCCUCCAAGCCUUCCUUACUGCAUCACCACCACCCACACCACCACCACCCGGGUCUGGCAGGGCUGCCGCCGGGUCUGUUCCCGCUGGCGGCCCAGUUCCACGCGGUGGCCGCUGCCUCUGCUGCUGCUGCUGCUGCUGCUGCCUCGGCCUCCUCGUCCCAUGGUGGUGCCACCUCUCCCUCCUCCUCCUCCUCAUCUCUCUACGGACAAACGUACCCUUUCCGCCGGCACAUGCUUCCCUUGCCCCCUGUGGGACUGUACGGAAACCCGAUGGGAUACGGUGUCUACCAUCUGUCCUGAUUUUCUGAGCGCCACGGUUGCCAGACAGCCAGCACCUCGGGACAUGCUUCUAUAUUGACCCAAGAAGUGCCUGAAGAGUUGAUGAUGUACUACGUAUCUCUUCAAUAGCUUAGAUAGACCAAAUGCAUACACAUUUGCUUGUUUGUUGACAUGUGCUCAAAAUAAUGCACCUUAAAUAAGGCAUCACACCCGGGAUUGAGGUGUUCUUGCAUCUAAGCUGAGUGUUUUAAAAGGCUAGUGUGCACUGCUGACAGUACAUAGUGUUUAAUCCGUAAUAAACACUCCAAAUUAAAUAACUUAGGGUGCAAUAGUCUGUGCUUUUAAACCAAAAAUUGGCCGGUAUUUUACAAGCACUUUACCAAUGUUUUUUGUGCAUGGAGAUUUUAACCCAUCAGAUUUACUUCUACAGUGUGUGUUCUUAUAUCCUUUCUGGUAGUAUUUUGAUAAUUCAAAAGUGGAGAAGACGCGCUCACACUAUCGCCUAAAUAGGCUAAUUUAACAGUUCUUAACUGAGUGCUGAAUCCCACAAAAAACAUAAAUGAAUGAAUGAAGUGAAGGACAGCACUCUUCAGAUUUCUUCUUUGUUCAUUCGCCCAGAUUUCUUCUUUGUUCCUUCGUUUCAUGCAUUCAUUUAUGUAUUUUGAUAAUGCCAUGCCAAUGUCCAUACCCAGCCAACCAUCACUGUGUGCAAACAACCAUAUUAUUGUGGAUGAA
Molecule: messenger RNA, 1731 nt
Organism: Engraulis encrasicolus (European anchovy)
Lineage: Eukaryota; Metazoa; Chordata; Actinopteri; Clupeiformes; Engraulidae
Gene: msx2a
Product: muscle segment homeobox 2a
Exons: 2
Coding region: 127-1017 (296 amino acids)
Biological process (GO): regulation of transcription by RNA polymerase II; embryonic morphogenesis
Cellular component (GO): nucleus
Molecular function (GO): RNA polymerase II transcription regulatory region sequence-specific DNA binding; DNA-binding transcription factor activity, RNA polymerase II-specific
Source: RefSeq, a predicted model, not a curated record